This is a messenger RNA of Fraxinus pennsylvanica, 2145 nucleotides long. The record is from the annotation of a GenBank genome assembly. Lineage: Eukaryota; Viridiplantae; Streptophyta; Magnoliopsida; Lamiales; Oleaceae.
AUGGGAAGCCUAUUUUCCAUGGUUGCCUUUCCCUGUUUUCUCCUUCUUUCUGCAUUAAUGGCAUCAUCAGCCCAGCAACAAAGAAAUUCCAAUAUUACCCUUGGCUCAUCUUUAAAACCCAGUACAAAUUCACCAUGGUUGUCACGUUCUGGGCUCUAUGCCUUUGGAUUCUACGAGCUAAACAAUAGCUAUGCUGUCGGAAUUUUUCUUGCUGGGAUUCCAGAAAAGACUCUAGUGUGGACAGCAAACAGGGAUGAUCCCUUUUUUCCCAGCACUGCCGUUUUGCAAUUAAAAAAUGAUGGAAGGCUCAUUUUGCAGCAGGAAGAUAAAGCUGACAUAGAUAUUGUGAAUCCUGGCCCGUCUGUUGCUUCGGCUUCAAUGCUUGACAGUGGCAAUUUUGUACUGUAUGAUUCAUCUCAGAGGAUCGUGUGGCAGAGUUUUGAUAACCCGACGGACACUCUUUUGCCUAACCAACGUCUCUCCGCAGGAAAAGAGAUCUUCUCCAGUGCUUCGAAAGAGAACCCUGCCAGAGGAAUUUUCCGUCUCAAGAUGCAAACUGAUGGGAACCUGGUGCAAUACCCUGUGGAAACUCCAGACACAUGGCAAUAUGCUUACUAUGCAUCAGGCACCAAUGGAAGAGGCGAUAAUGUAUCAUUGAAUCUUGAUAAUGAUGGCAAUCUUUAUUUGUUCAAUGGAAGCUCCGUUAUAAGCAAUUUAACGACAGGACUAUAUCGAACAAGAACUAUCUACCGCAUGAAAAUUGACGUGGAUGGUAUUUUUCGACUAUAUUAUCGUUCAUUGGAUCCUCAAGGUAACUGGACUAAACAAUGGUCACCAACAGAAGAUAAAUGCGCCCCAAAGGGUUUAUGUGGGUUGAAUGGUUUUUGUAUUAUGAUGGAUGAAGAUGCAGAGUGUGGAUGUCUUCCAGGAUUUGACCACGUUAAUCCUGGCAAUUGGAGCUCUGGGUGUGAGAGGAAUUUUCCCAUGGAAGGUUGUAAGGCCAAGGAUCAAAAUGAGGGUUAUGAAAUCAGACCAUUGGAUAACACGGUGUGGGAAGACAAUAAUUAUGCUGUUUUAAAAGGAAUGACUAAAGAUGACUGUGUGAAAGCCUGUUUAGAGGACUGCAAUUGUGAUGCGGCUCUCUUCAUUCAAGGUGGAGUCUGCAGAAAGCAAAGACUUCCAUUAAUAUAUGGAAGAAGAUCACAGACUAGUUCAGACGUUGCUCUUAUCAAGGUGAGCAAGCCAACACCACCAUCGACUCAAGGAGUUUUGGGUAAUUCGGGCAAAGAGAUUAAGAAGGAGAUUCGUUUAGACAUCUUAAUCAUCAGCAUUUCACUUGUUGCUUUGGCUGCCUUGAUCUUGGCAUUUGCUGGGAUUUAUGUCCACAAAAACCGUGUUGGGAGAUAUAAGAAGAUCUCCAAGUACGGAAAUGUUGAACUGAUUGAGGAUGUAGGGAUAAGAGGAACUCGAGGUUACGUAGCCCCGGAGUGGUACAGGAAAUUGCCUGUGACAGUUAAAGCAGAUGUUUACAGCUUUGGAAUUGUUCUACUAGAGAUCAUAUGUGGCAGGAAAAGUGUUGAUUGGAGCCUCCCUGAGGAUGAAGCUAUUCUUGAAGAAUGGGUCUACACGUGUCUGCAAAAAGGGGAGACAAGUAAACUGGUGGGAGAUGAGGAGGUCGACAAGAGAAAAUUGGACAGAAUGAUUAAAAUUGGUAUAUGGUGCAUCCAAGACGAACCAUCUCUCCGUCCAUCGAUGAAGAAAGUUUUAUUGAUGCUGGAAGGGACUGUAGACAUCCCACUGUCUACUUCUGGACUCUAUGCAUAUGGAUUCUCCAAGAAAAUCAAUGGCUAUUCUGUUGGAAUUUUUCUUGCCGGGAUCCCAGAAAAAACUGUCAUAUGGACAGCAAAUAGAGACAAUCCCACUUUUCACAGCAAUGCUGUUUUGAUAUUAACCAAAGAUGGAAGGCUCGUUUCGCAGCAAGAAGGUAGAGGAGAAGAAAAUUUUGUGGAUCCCGGCAAGUCUAUUGCUUCAGCUACAAUGCUAAAGAAUGGUAAUUUCAUGCUUUACGAUUCGUUAAGAGAAUCAAGUGGCAGAGUUUUGAUCACCCGAUGGACAAUCUUUUUCCGGCCAACACCUUGCAAAUAA